Molecule: messenger RNA, 2435 nt
Organism: Salvia hispanica
Lineage: Eukaryota; Viridiplantae; Streptophyta; Magnoliopsida; Lamiales; Lamiaceae
Product: SPX domain-containing membrane protein At4g22990-like
Biological process (GO): transmembrane phosphate ion transport from cytosol to vacuole
Cellular component (GO): plant-type vacuole membrane
Molecular function (GO): transmembrane transporter activity
Source: RefSeq, a predicted model, not a curated record
GAGGAGUUGCAGUAAAUAUUCUUUUCCCAAUUAAAUAGAAGGUCUAAAAUUCAUAUAUUUAUAUAAAUACAUGUAUGUUUAGUUGGGCACAAUCAUUCUCAUAGUCGGCAGUGAAGCUGAGAAAACGUAGUUUGCUUCUGCUUCAAAGUCAGAUUCCGUUUGUGAGAGAACAAAUUGAAGAACGCGUAGUUGCUCUGUGACAUUCUCUCAAAGGGAAAUGGUUGAAUUUGGGAAGAAGUUGAAGGAAAGACAAAUUGAAGAAUGGAGAGGAUAUUACAUCAACUACAAAUUAAUGAAGAAAAAAGUAAAGCAGUACGCAAAUCAAAUUGAAGCCGGGGCACUGGAACGGCGCCAUGUUCUCAAGGAUUUCUCCAGAAUGCUGGAUAAUCAGAUAGAAAAAAUUGUUCUCUUUAUGCUGGAACAACAAGGCCUACUCGCUAGCAGGAUUGCCCAGCUGAAUGAACAACAAGAGGCUCUUCUAGAACAACCUGACAUAUCAAAAAUAUCUGAGCUACGAGAAGCUUACAGGGAAGUUGGAAAGGAUCUCCUAAAGCUCCUUCUUUUUGUUGAAAUGAAUGCCAUUGGUCUGAGGAAGAUCCUUAAGAAGUUUGAUAAGCGAUUUGGUUACAAAUUCACAGACUACUACGUCAAAACUCGUGCUAAUCAUCCUUAUUCCCAGCUUCAGCAAGUAUUCAAGCAUGUGGGUUUGGGUGCCGUGGUUGGAGCUAUAUCUCGCAAUCUUGCUGAUCUUCAGGACCGCCAGGGAAGCUACUUAUCGAUUUAUGAUCAGCCUGCACUCCCACUCCAGGAGCCUGUUGUUGACUCACUACAAUCAGCUGUUGACAGAUUAACCCAUUCAACAAAUUUCCUUGAGUUUUUGGGCCAACAUGCACUUAUCAUGCAUGACGAGUUGCCUUCUGUUGUAGAAGAGCAUAUUGACAAUCAGAGAUACCAUUUCAUGUCACUAAUUCUGAACUUGGCAAACACCUUUCUUUAUAUGGUCAACACAUAUAUUAUUGUUCCCACCGCAGAUGACUACUCUACGAGCCUUGGUGCAGCUCCAACAGUCUGUGGUAUCGUAAUUGGGGCAAUGGCAGUUGCACAGAUAUUUUCUUCUGUGUACUUCAGUGCUUGGUCUAACAAGUCAUACUUCAGACCUUUGGUCUUUAGCAGCAUAGUUCUCCUUAUUGGAAACGCUAUGUAUGCAUUGGCUUAUGACUCCAAGUCAUUAACGCUACUUUUGCUUGGUCGUGUAUUUUGCGGUUUGGGUUCUGCAAGAGCAGUUAAUCGGCGUUAUAUUAGUGAUUGUGUGCCACUUAAAAUCCGGAUGCAGGCUUCUGCUGGUUUUGUUAGUGCAAGUGCUUUGGGAAUGGCAUGCGGCCCUGCAUUUGCAGGGCUACUUCAAACUAAUUUCAGGAUCUUCAAUAUCACAUUUAAUCAAGUCACUCUACCUGGCUGGGUAAUGACUAUCGCGUGGGCGUGCUAUUUAGUAUUGUUGUGGAUCUCAUUCGUAGAACCUGCUUGUGAGGUUGAAGUCGACGAUGCCCCAGAGAAAUCUAGUGCUGCACAAAAUGAUAAGCUAGAGAAGGGACUUGCACAACCAUUACUUAUGUCAACAGAACAUGAGCAAGAUGAUGAUGGGGAUCAAGAAUGUGAUGCUAGUGAAGAGGCUCCAGAGGAAUCACGUGAACCAGCCAACUCGCUAGCAGCAGCCUAUAGGCUACUCACACCAUCUGUAAAGGUUCAGUUGUUGAUAUACUUCAUGCUCAAAUACGCAAUGGAGAUCCUCCUUUCAGAAUCAAGUGUAAUCUCAUCAUACUAUUUUGGUUGGACAACUAGCGAAGUGUCUAUCUUUCUUGCCAGCCUUGGCCUUACGGUUCUUCCUAUAAACAUUGUUGUUGGAAGUUACAUAAGCAAUAUGUAUGAGGACAGGCAAAUAUUACUGGCAUCUGAAAUUGUGGUCUUUCUGGGUAUACUUUUUAGUUUCCAGUUUAUUGUCCCAUAUUCCGUGCCACAAUAUGUCUGUUCAGGGCUCAUCAUGUUUGUAGCUGCUGAAGUACUGGAAGGCGUCAAUCUGUCGCUGCUCUCCAGAGUAAUGUCGUCCAGGCUUUCUCGUGGAACAUACAAUGGUGGACUUCUGUCGACAGAAGCUGGGACGUUUGCUCGUGUGAUUGCAGAUGCAACAAUCACCAUAGGUGGUUAUUUCGGGGAGAGUAACCUCUUAAAUCUCACCCUCAUUCCCUCUCUGGUGAUUUGCAUAGGUUCCAUUGUAGCUACAUGCUGUACCUACAAUUCUCUUUACUAAACUCAUUUUGGGUAUCGUAACCAUGCCUUCGAGUUGAGGUCUAGUUCAUUCAUUUUUUAUUGGUUAUGGUGUGUAUAUCCAAAUUUUUGGAUCUUUGAUUGCUUAAAUAAAUGUGUAUAUUAUGAGGAAA